Molecule: messenger RNA, 1830 nt
Organism: Stegastes partitus (bicolor damselfish)
Lineage: Eukaryota; Metazoa; Chordata; Actinopteri; Pomacentridae
Gene: eral1
Product: Era-like 12S mitochondrial rRNA chaperone 1
Exons: 11
Coding region: 124-1479 (451 amino acids)
Biological process (GO): ribosomal small subunit assembly
Cellular component (GO): mitochondrial matrix
Molecular function (GO): GTP binding; ribosomal small subunit binding; rRNA binding
Source: RefSeq, a predicted model, not a curated record
CUCGUUGGUCAAAGCAAUAUGGUGUCGCCCUGUAGGCAAUGUGAGCUUAAACAAGCCGUUCACCUCUCAAACCGAAGCUACCGUGUUUCUGUGUGAGCUGCAGCAGCUGCUGUCUUCGGCUUCAUGGCUCUGCGGGUUUGUGGACGCGUCCUCAGAGACUCCGCCAUCUUGUCCCGGCGGCUCGUCGUGUCGUCUCGACCGGAGCCUGCGUCAUGGCUCCUCACCGCGGGAAAUGCUGCCUGCAGCCGAGGAGGGAGGAACGGAUUUAUCUUCACUCCCGCUUGUUUUAUUACAUCAGAGGCAUUUCUCAACAGACUGAUGAAAGGCAAAGCAGCAGAGGCAGACGGCAACAUUUAUCGCCUUCCAGCCUCAGUUCCGCCAGAUAGCGGUGAACAAUUAUCUUUGUUACUGAGACAUCCAGAUCAGCCGGAAAACUCCAAGGUUUUGAAAGUGGCUAUAUUAGGUGCUCCAAACGCCGGGAAAUCCACACUGACUAACCAGCUGCUCGGCAGAAAGGUGUUUGCUGUGUCCAAGAAAGUACACACCACACGGUCACGAGCACUGGGCGUCCUGACAGAGAACGAUACACAAAUAAUCUUACUGGACACUCCUGGUCUCACCACCCCUUCAAAGGUCAAAAGACACCAGCUGGAAAAGUCUUUGCUCAUGGAUCCCUGGAGCACCGUUAAAGAAGCUGACCUAAUGGUAAUCAUGGUGGAUGUGGCAGACAGAUGGAUGUGCAGCAGGCUUGACUUCGAGGUGCAGAAAUGUCUGGCCCAGCACCGGCAUAUCCCAGCAGUCCUCGUCCUCAAUAAGGUGGACCUGGUGAAGGCGAAGGACAGACUGCUGGACAUCACAGCAGUGUUGACAUGUGGAAUAGUAAACGGACGCCGAAUGCGGGUCAGACCAGUCAUCAAGCCUCCGUGGGCUGAAAAGAGGCCAACAACGGAUUCAGAGUUAACGCUUGAUGAAGACAACACAGUACCCAACAACAGCAGCGACGAGCCAAACGCUGCACUGAGCAAAGAGCAGCUGAAGGAGCUGAGGAGCCAGCAGGGCUGGCCGCACUUCAAAGACGUCUUCAUGCUGUCCUCUGUGGACAGAGAGGAUGUGGAGACGCUGAAGACCUACUUUAUGGUUGCAGCCAAGCCAGGAUCGUGGCAGUACCACAGUGAAGUCCUGACCGAUCAGAGUCCAGAGGACGUCUGCACAAAUACCAUCAGAGAGAAGCUUCUGCAGUAUCUGCCCCAGGAAGUGCCCUAUUCACUGACACAGUCUAUUGAACUCUGGCAGGAUGGAGACGAUGGUGAACUCGAUAUUUCUGUGAAACUUUACACCAAGAAAGAAACUCACAUGAAGAUGGUGAUCGGGGCGGCCGGCCAGAUGGUGGCACAGAUAGCCCGAGAGGCGGGCGAGGACCUGAGCAAGGUUUACAUGAGGGAAGUAAGGCUGAAGCUCUCAGUCAAGCUGAGGAAGUGAAGAGGACGGAAGGACUUUCAUGGGGACGUUCUGAAGAGGUGGAAACUGAUCCUGCUGGAUUUAAGAUGACUCUCAGAGGACAGACUUGGAGUCGAUGGAGGCUCAUGCAGCAGCCACAGUCGUCCACAGAACUCCCACUGACCUGUUAUUUCUGAGAUGAUCCGUGUUAUGACUUUUAUGUCUUUAUGCAUCAGCAGCAUCCUUUCAUGCAGUCGCAGGAAACAUUAUUAAAGAUGUAUAUGGAGCUGUUACCUACCAGAUGCAGCUCUGAUAGUGGUGGGCUGCCUCCACUUCAUGCAGAAAUCUAAAUGUUGAUUAAACGCGGCCCACACAAGCUACAGAACAAACUAA